UUCUAAAAUUUAUGUGGAACCACAAAAGACUGAGAAUAAUAGCAAAAGCUAACCUGAGCAGAAAGAACAAAACUGGAGGAAUCACAUUACCUGACUUCAAAUUCUACUGCAGAGCUAUAGUAACCAAAACAGCAUGGUACUGGUAUAAAAACAGACACAUAGAAAAAUGGAACAGAAUACAGUACCCAGAAAUAAAUCCACACACUUAGGGCAUGGCUACACAGAGGAAGGGGUUUCUGAGCACAAUACUCUGUAUGUGUUAACUUUGUAGUUUUGAAGUUAACAAGACCCUGGGCUCGCUAUGCAGUCCAUAUGUGAUGUUGAACCCUUUACACACAGCACUAGAUGGUUUUGAACCUAUCAAAACACUGCUUCACUUAAGUUUCACCAACUCCUUAAAAUCCUAGUAAGUCUACGUUUUCCUUUGUUCCUAUGUUUUCCUUUUCUCCCACUUUGUGGGUUGUCUGUUUACUCUGCUGAUUAUUUCUUUUGCUGUGCAGAAGCUUUUUAGUUUAAUUAAGUUCAGUCUAUUUAUCUUUGUUUCUGUUGCAUUUGCUUUCGGGUUCUUCAUCGCGAAGUCCUUGCCUAAGCCAAUGUCUAGAAGGUAUUUUCCGGUGUUAUCUUGAACACUUUUUAUGACUUCAGGCCUUAGAUUUAAGUCUUUGAUGCAUCUUGAGUUGAUUUUUGUAAAAGGUGAGAGAUGAGGAUCCAGUUUAAUUCUUCUACAUGUGGGUCACCAAUUAUCCCAGCACCAUUUGUUGAAAAGGGUGUCCUUUCCCCACUUUAUGUUUUUGUUUGCUUUGCUGAAGAUCAGUUGGCUAAUCAGAUACCUCAUAGCUCCUCUGUUGUAUAAUUUUGUGCAUUGUAGGUCAGGGUCAAAAUGAUAAAGGUGAUUUUCUGGGACUACAGACUUGUCAAUAACAGGUGGUCCUCGGCUGAUAGAGGUAAACAAGUAAAAGCUUUAAAAGAAUGUUCUCUGUUAAAAUUUGCUUUCAUAAAUUUCAUGUUUAAAAUCAUUUGUGAAUAAAUGUUAUAAAAAGGUGAGCUACGAUUUUGGCAAGGCAAUUUCUGAGCAAAUCACACACAAUUUUUUUUUCAUUCUCAUUGGUCUAUUACAUAGACGAAAACUUGGUUGUGAAAAAGUGAGAGAAAGAACUCGGCUAUUUUAUUUUACUAGAGCAAAAGCGAAGGCAGACGCCUUCGCUGUAGCUCAGAGUCCUGUUCCAUUCUUCACCCACGCGCGGGGCGGUCGCUCGGCGGGUAGGAACUACCAACCCAGCAUCCUGCGCGGCGCGGGGAAGGAAGCCCAGGAAUGAGAGAAAGAGGCUCCGGAGGGAUAGCGGGCCAGUGAGGGCCGCCCCUCUUUUGAAGCGGUUUUCGUCUCUUUCCGCCGGUGGCCUCCGAGCUCACCCAGGGGCGGGUCCCGGUAGCGCGAGGCGGUGCAGGGCGGGAAGGGGAUUCGUGGCGGCAGCGGCGGCGGCAGGGACAGCAGGAGCAGUGGUGCUGUCAGCGCGGCCGUCGGAGACAUGGGAGACCCGGGUUCGAAGAUAAUAGAAUCUGUCCCUCCAGCUGGCCCUGAGGCAUCUGAGUCAACAACGGAUGAAAAUGAAGACGACAUUCGGUUUGUCAGUGAAGGACCAUCGAGACCUGUUCUUGAAUACAUCGAUCUGGUCUGUGGUGAUGAUGAAAACCCUAGAACCUAUUAUAGUGAUAUUCUGUUUCCUAAAAUGCCAAAACGACAGGGUGAUUUUUUGCAUUUUUUAAAUAUGAAGAAGGUGAAAACAGACACAGAAAAUAAUGAAGUGAGCAAAAAUCAUUGCGGAUUGUCUAAGGCAAAGGAACCACAUUUCGAGUAUAUUGAACAACCAAUUAUUGAAGAAAAGCCAUCACUUUCAUCAAAGAAAGAAAUAGAUAAUCUUGUGCUUCCAGAUUGUUGGAAUGAAAAACAAGCAUUUAUGUUUACAGAACAAUACAAAUGGCUUGAAAUAAAAGAAGGUAAAUUAGGAUGUAAGGAUUGUUCAACAGUUCGGCAUUUGGGAUCGAAAGCAGAAAAGCAUGUCCAUGUGUCCAAGGAAUGGAUUGCAUAUUUAGUAACCCCUAAUGGCAGUAAUAAAACUACUAGGCAAGCUUCUCUACGAAAAAAGAUUAGGGAACAUGAUGUUUCUAAAGCCCAUGGUAAAAUUCAGGAUUUGUUAAAGGAAUCAACUAAUGAUUCAAUUUCUAAUUUAGUGCAUAAACAAAAUAAUAAAAAUAUUGAUGCUACUGUGAAAGUUUUCAAUACUGUUUACAGUUUAGUAAAACAUAACAGACCUUUAUCUGAUAUUGAGGGGGCAAGAGAAUUACAGGAAAAAAAUGGAGAGGUAAAUUGUUUAAAUACACGUUACAGUGCAACAAGAAUAGCAGAACAUAUUGCAAAAGAAAUGAAGAUGAAGAUAUUUAAGAAUAUUAUAGAAGAGAAUGCCAAAAUCUGUAUCAUAAUUGAUGAGGCAUCUACGGUUUCAAAGAAAAGCACCCUAGUGAUUUAUCUCCAGUGCACAAUUCAGUCAGCUCCUGCACCUGUUAUGUUAUUUGUGGCUUUAAAAGAAUUGGUGUCAACUACAGCAGAGUGUAUUGUCAAUACAUUACUGACUACUUUAAAUGAUUGUGGUUUUACAAAUGAAUAUUUGAAAGCAAAUUUAAUUGCAUUUUGUUCUGAUGGUGCUAAUACAAUCCUGGGAAGAAAGUCUGGAGUAGCUACAAAAUUGUUAGAAAAUUUUCCUGAAAUCAUCAUUUGGAAUUGUUUAAAUCAUCGAUUACAAUUGUCACUUGAUGAUUCUAUAUCCGAAAUAAAACAAAUUAAUCAUUUAAAAAUAUUUCUUGAUAAAAUUUAUUCUAUUUAUCAUCAACCUAAUAAAAAUCAAACCAAGCUUCUAGGAACUGUAGCUAAAGAACUUGAAACUGAAAUUAUUAAAAUUGGUCGGGUAAUGGGACCAAGAUGGGCGGCAUGUAGUUUACAAGCUGCUACUGCUGUAUGGCAUGCAUAUCCUAUAUUAUAUAUGCAUUUUUCUCAUUCUUACGCUGGUUUGGCAAAGAGAUUAGCUAACAUUAAUUUCUUACAAGACCUUGCUUUAAUGAUUGACAUUCUUGAAGAAUUUUCAGUACUUUCAACUGCAUUACAGUCAAGAUCAACUAAUAUUCAGAAAGCACAAAAAUUGAUCAAACGUACCAUAAGAGCUUUGGAAAAUUUAAAAAUUGGUACUGGAAAGUAUGAAUCUCAAAUUGAAGAUUUGAUCAAGUCAGAUAAGUUUAAAGAUAUUCCAUUUAAUAAGAACAAUAAAUUUAAUGCUCUUCCUAGGAAUAUAUUACUAGACAAUAUAAUUCAGCACAUGAACCUACGCCUUUUAUCUGACAGAAACCAUGAAGAUAUUUUUAAUUACUUUGAUUUGCUAGAACCUUCCACAUGGCCUUAUGAAGAAAUAACUUCACCAUGGAUAGCUGGUGAAAAAACAUUAUUUCAUUUGUGUAAAAUUUUAAAAUAUGAAGUUGAUUUGAAUGAUUUUCGGGAAUUUGUAAAUAAUAAUAUAAAAUCAAACAAUGUUUCAAUUCCUACAACUAUAUACAAAGCUAAAAAGAUAGUUAGCACCAUUGCAAUCAAUAGUGCUGAAGCUGAAAGGGGUUUCAAUUUAAUGAACAUAAUUUGUACAAGGGUGAGAAAUAGUUUAACAAUAGAUCAUGUAUCAGAUUUAAUGACAAUAAAUUUACUGGGGAAAGAAUUAGCAGAUUGGGAUGCAACACCGUUUGUAAAAUCUUGGUCAAGUUGCAACCACAGGUUGGCUACAGAUACAAGAGUUCGGCAAAAGUCAACAAGUCUUCCAUGAGAAUCAAUUGGCUAUAUGGAACUUACAAUAGAGUAUUGUAUACGUUUUUUAUCAUCUGUAAAUUAUGUACUACACAUCCUUUAUAUACAUAAAGGUUUUUUUUUUUUGGAAAGCCAGUUAAACUUUUAUCAGCAUGUUGCUGUUUAAAAGGCAUUCUUUAAGAAGAUAAUCUGAUUGGUUUUAGAAGCUAUAGUUUUUUAGAGAUUGCCGCAUGCUUGCUAGAGUGGGUCAUAAUGCAUAUUCCAUGAAGUUCUGUACAGAACAAACACCAUUUAUAAUUUUGUACUGUUUUACUUUAAGUAAGGAUGCAAAAAAUAGGACUCAGAUAAGUUCUAAGCCCUAGAGCUUAUAUUAAAUAAAAGAGAAAUGGAAUAAAAACUGUAA
Pongo pygmaeus (Bornean orangutan) is the source of this 4241-nucleotide messenger RNA. RefSeq names its product KIAA1586 ortholog. Lineage: Eukaryota; Metazoa; Chordata; Mammalia; Primates; Hominidae. The coding region runs from base 1527 to 3857 and encodes 776 amino acids. Gene Ontology annotation, biological process: protein sumoylation. The record is from RefSeq and is a predicted model, not a curated record. Gene Ontology annotation, molecular function: SUMO ligase activity. The transcript has 4 exons.